Molecule: messenger RNA, 984 nt
Organism: Rotaria sp. Silwood2
Lineage: Eukaryota; Metazoa; Rotifera; Eurotatoria; Philodinida; Philodinidae
Source: the annotation of a GenBank genome assembly
AUGAUUGUUCCAGGUAAAUAUAAGUUUAACACUACACAAUAUCUUGAAUCUUAUGAAAAAAUGUUAUUAUUGAGAAGAUUUGAAGAAAAAUGUGGUCAAUUGUACGGUAUGGGGUUAAUAGGAGGAUUUUGCCACUUAUAUAUUGGGCAAGAAGCAGUUAUAACUAGCAUAGAUUUACUAAAACAAACUGGUGAUAGUACAAUUACUAGCUAUAGAGAUCAUGCGCAUAUUACCGUGGCCGGUACUGACCCAAAAUAUGUAUUAGCAGAGUUAAUGGGUAAAGCAACAGGUUGCUCUAAAGGUAAAGGGGGCUCAAUGCAUAUGUUUGACCUUGACAAUAAAUUUUAUGGAGGGCAUGGUAUUGUAGGAGCACAAGUUCCUAUAGGUACAGGGUUAGCCUUUGCCGAAAAAUAUCAAAAUACUAACAACAUUUGUUUCACUUUUUUAGGAGAUGGAGCAGUUAACCAAGGGCAAGUAUACGAGGCGUUUAAUAUUGCAGCAUUAUGGCAAUUACCUGUCGUAUAUAUUAUUGAAAACAACCAAUAUUCUAUGGGCACAUCAGUUGCUAGAUCUACUUUUAUCACAGAUCUGUAUAAAAAAGGUGAAUCCUUUGGUAUUAAGGGAUAUACAGCAGAUGGUAUGUCAUUGGAAUCAAUGUAUGAUUAUUCACAACAAGCUGCCGAAUUUGUGCGAAGCGGCGGAGGUCCGAUAAUAUUAGAAGUGAAUACUUAUCGUUAUAGAGGUCACUCAAUGUCUGACCCUGCUAAAUACCGUAGUAAAGAAGAAGUAGAAAAUUACAAAGAACAGGAUCCUUUAUUGCGAGUAAAAAAUACUAUUCUACUCAAUAAUUACGCAAGUGAAGAAAAAGUAAAAGAAAUUGAGAAAAAGGUAAAAGAUAUAGUGGCAGGUGCCGUAGAGUUUUCAGAAAGCUCCCCACUACCUGAUCCGAAAGAACUGUAUACUAAUAUUUAUGUUGAUGGGUAA